Messenger RNA from Vombatus ursinus (common wombat), 978 nucleotides. It is a transcript of the gene POU4F1, whose product is annotated as POU class 4 homeobox 1. Lineage: Eukaryota; Metazoa; Chordata; Mammalia; Diprotodontia; Vombatidae. The record is from RefSeq and is a predicted model, not a curated record. The transcript has 3 exons. Gene Ontology annotation, biological process: regulation of transcription by RNA polymerase II. Gene Ontology annotation, molecular function: DNA-binding transcription factor activity, RNA polymerase II-specific; RNA polymerase II cis-regulatory region sequence-specific DNA binding. Bases 1 to 978 code for a protein of 325 amino acids.
AUGAUGUCCAUGAACAGCAAACAGCCACAUUUUGCCAUGCAUCCCACCCUACCUGAACACAAAUACCCCUCUCUACAUUCCAGCUCCGAAGCAAUACGAAGAGCCUGUCUACCAACUCCACCGCUGCAGAGCAAUAUCUUCGCCAGCCUGGACGAGACCCUGCUGGCCCGGGCCGAGGCUCUGGCGGCCGUGGACAUCGCCGUGUCUCAGGGCAAGAGCCACCCCUUCAAGCCCGAUGCCACCUACCACACCAUGAACAGCGUGCCGUGCACCUCCACCUCCACCGUGCCGCUGGCGCACCAUCAUCACCACCACCACCACCACCACCAGGCGCUCGAACCCGGCGACCUGCUGGACCACAUCUCCUCCCCGUCCCUGGCGCUCAUGGCCGGCGGCGGGGCCGGCGGCGGGGGCGGCGGCGGCGGCGGGCACGAAGGGGCCGGAGCGGGAGGCNNNNCCGCGGUGGUCGGAGCGGCGGGGCUGGCCUCCAUCUGCGACUCGGACACGGACCCCCGGGAGCUGGAGGCCUUCGCCGAGCGCUUCAAGCAGCGGCGGAUCAAGCUCGGGGUGACGCAGGCCGACGUGGGCUCGGCCCUGGCCAACCUCAAGAUCCCCGGGGUGGGCUCGCUGAGCCAGAGCACCAUCUGCCGCUUCGAGUCGCUCACGCUGUCGCACAACAACAUGAUCGCACUGAAGCCCAUCCUGCAGGCGUGGCUGGAGGAGGCCGAGGGCGCGCAGCGCGAGAAAAUGAACAAGCCCGAGCUCUUCAACGGAGGCGAGAAGAAGCGCAAGCGGACUUCCAUCGCCGCCCCGGAGAAGCGCUCCCUCGAGGCCUACUUCGCCGUGCAGCCCCGGCCCUCCUCCGAGAAGAUCGCCGCCAUCGCCGAGAAACUGGACCUCAAAAAGAAUGUGGUGCGGGUUUGGUUUUGCAACCAGAGACAGAAGCAGAAAAGGAUGAAAUUCUCCGCCACCUACUGA